CAUGCUGCUCUACCAGAAGACUGGAAACCUAUGAAGGAUGGCUCAAAUGUAAAGCGUUUACCAUUACAAAGAACUGAUCCUGAGUUUCAGAGAAUUGAACAGAGAUUCUUGACUGAGUUAAUCAAUGGGAAGUAUGCUAAUAGCCCUGGUCACAAGUAUGACAAAAGCAAGACGAAAGUGGAGACGAUUGACAAAAUUCAAUAUAAAGCUCUGUGCCGUCAAUAUCUAACAAAGAAAAAAUGCUUGGAAGAAAGCAACCCCAAUCGCCCAGCAAACAUGCCUCUGGAAAGGGAACUGUGGCACGGAACUAAUCAAAAUGCAAUGGACAGCAUCAUCCUGCAUGGGUUCAAAAGGAGUUACGCUUGGGAUAAUAUUGGAAAGCCCUGGUGGGGUCAAGGAGUCUACUUUGCCCCAGACGCAUCCUACUCUGCUCGGUCAUGGAUGACAGAGGCUGACUGCUAUGGUAGCAAAGGAUAUGUCUUACUAGUGAAAGUACUCACUGGUCAGUUUCUGAAAGGAAAUCCAUACAUGAGGUACCUACCACCAAUAGAUAAGAACAAUCCAUUGGUUUUGUAUGACUGUGCAGUGGACGAAGAACCCCAUGGAGUUUGUCAUCUUUAA
This is a messenger RNA of Dreissena polymorpha, 621 nucleotides long. RefSeq names its product protein mono-ADP-ribosyltransferase PARP15-like. The record is from RefSeq and is a predicted model, not a curated record. Gene Ontology annotation, cellular component: nucleus; cytoplasm. Gene Ontology annotation, molecular function: NAD+ poly-ADP-ribosyltransferase activity; transcription corepressor activity. Bases 31 to 621 code for a protein of 196 amino acids. The transcript is spliced from 5 exons. Lineage: Eukaryota; Metazoa; Mollusca; Bivalvia; Myida; Dreissenidae. Gene Ontology annotation, biological process: negative regulation of gene expression.